Symbiodinium sp. CCMP2592 is the source of this 348-nucleotide messenger RNA. Lineage: Eukaryota; Dinophyceae; Suessiales; Symbiodiniaceae. The record is from the annotation of a GenBank genome assembly.
AUGUUCGUCAGACAGGGGAGUUCGCCAUUGUUCAUACCCAACCAAGUGACAUAUGUGUCCGACAGCCGCCAAGAUUUGGCUCCUCUCCCAGAUACCGAAGCGGUCAGGAAUGGGUGUUGCGCACCACCAGACUUUACCCACCUUCCGACCCGCCGCCCUAGCGAUCCUCCACUUCUCCAAAAGAAGAUCAAAGGCGAGUUUCAGUAUACUUACGACGGAACACUUGGAAACCAAGCCUUCAAUCCUGAAGGGAGCUAUCUGUACUUCUGCACACAGCAGCCGGACGGUGGUCCGGCGCCGGACCCUCGUCGAGAAAGCCGGGAUGACACCGGAGCUCAGGAGCUCUGA